AUGGAGCCGCUGAUACUUGACGGCGAUCUUUCCGAGGUGGAGUUAUCCUCGUUGCAAACGUCGUUGGACGUUUGCAAGCGGGCGUUCAAGGCCACGGCGGAGCAGAUGCAACCGGCGGAUAACAGUAGCUGGGCAGUGCUGGGUGUGUGCGAUGGCAAUGGUGGCCGAUUAGUUUGUGCGGAUCGAGAGCAUAGCCAAGAUCCCUUUUGUCAUUCCUUCGGUGUUCCCACUGAGUUCGAUUUGGCUGACGUGGGCAAGGCGAUCGAGCGUUACCGCGCGCCGCACACGUGUGCGAUCCACUGCAACUCACUAGAAGAUAGGAGUAGUCUUGUCCAACAGAGAACGGCAUUAGAGCUUGCUGCCACCAUGUUGGGUAAAAAUGUAACCAACCUGGGACCCGAUGAGUUGCAGCAGCUUGGUAACCAAAUUUGGCAGAAGCUUGAGUGGGACCCGGAAUGUACUCAAAAAUGUUUUCUCCAAGGCUGCACCGCGGGUAGCUUCACUGGAACCAAGUCAAGCUGUGCCUGUACGGCAGCUAGGUUCGACUGUGAAUCACAUAAUAGAAAUGUCUUGCUUGAAAAGAUAAAUGUGUUUCAAAAAGAUCAAGACAAUCAUAUUAAAAAAGUAGGUCUAUUCGCCUUCAAUACCAAACCGGAGAAACUGUUCCACAAGAAAUUCGUACGCCAAGGCGAAUUCAACGUGUGCUCGUUUGAGUGCUGGGUUCAAUCACUGCUAGACAAUACCACUAACACGAACUAA
This is a messenger RNA of Gregarina niphandrodes, 759 nucleotides long. RefSeq lists its product as hypothetical. Bases 1 to 759 code for a protein of 252 amino acids. The transcript has a single exon. Lineage: Eukaryota; Apicomplexa; Conoidasida; Eugregarinorida; Gregarinidae. The record is from RefSeq and is a predicted model, not a curated record.